Messenger RNA from Rotaria sp. Silwood1, 1263 nucleotides. NCBI's taxonomy places the organism in Eukaryota, Metazoa, Rotifera, Eurotatoria, Philodinida, Philodinidae. The record is from the annotation of a GenBank genome assembly.
AUGGCGUUGUUUCUAUUUUUAGAACUACUUAAAGAUUUACCAGAAGCGACACAAUUUACUGAUAUUAUAUCACAAUAUAAUUGUCAUACUGACCUAAUAAAAGAACAACAUUCACAAAAACUGAUGUCAAUUCAUUUACAAUCAAAUACGUUUAUAUCUUCUCCUAAUUUUAUACAAACUGACAAUUCAUUAACUAAACCAAUAACUAUUAAUGAUGCAAUUCUUCUACAAUCUAUUUCACAAGGUUAUAAUCAAUGUUCUAAUACAUCAUUGAUGUCAGCCAAAGUAAAAGUUCAUCCUCAACAAUCAACAACUGUAACUCCAAUUAAUUAUACGUUAGAAACAAAUGCUUCUAUACAAUGUAAUACUUCACAAAUACAUAAUAAUUUAGUAUAUCAAAAAGAAUUUCUUCAAAAUGAUAUUACUAAAUCAAAACCAAUUGAAAUAAAAUGUCAACCACGUUCAAAAUUUCGUCCACGAACACAAAAUGAAAGUAAAACAUCAUCACAUUAUUUACGAUGUGAAGAUCAUGAUGAAUUAGAAUAUCCUGCAAUAUAUGUACCUCAAAUAUGGUCUAGUCAAUCCAAAGUCAAUAUUAUUGAAGUUGCUCUUAUGGAUAUUCAAAAACAACCACAUCCAUAUACUAUUGAUAAUAAAACUAGUAAUAAUUCAUUCGAAGAUCAAGCAUUAAUUUUCAAAGAAAAUAAAUCUAAUAUAUUAUAUUUUCGUUUAACCAAUAAAGAUUUUCUAAAUGGUUACAAAAUGUUUAUGAUUGAAUUAAUUAAAAGUAAACAAAAUAAUGUUAUUACAAAACAAUUAAUUCGAUCACGAAAACUUGAUCAAUCUAUGCUUUGUUUUACACGAAUUUAUCAAGAUGAAUAUGGUAACUAUCAACGUGAUGUUAACAGUGCAGUAUAUUCUACUAUAAUGACAGAAAGUUAUGGUGAUGUUGCUGUUGAAUAUGUAGGACCACGAUAUGGUCCAAUGAGUGGACAAUCAAUGAUAUUUAUUGUUCUUAAAGGACGUUUUAUUAAAAAUGAUUUAUCUAUUAUUAUUUUUGAAAAAACAACAAAAUGGUCUCAGAAAAUAAAAAAUUUUAUCUUAAAUGGUAAUGUUAUUUAUUUUCCAAUACCUGCAUUUCCAUAUCCACGUAUGAAUAAUAUAAAAGCAAAUAUUAAUAUGUAUUAUAAAAAUCAACAAUUUCAUGAAUCAACAUAUUUAUAUAUGAAUUCUUUAGAUCGUAUGUUUAUCUUGUUUUUAUGA